Branchiostoma floridae (Florida lancelet) is the source of this 5374-nucleotide messenger RNA. RefSeq names its product serine/arginine repetitive matrix protein 1-like. The transcript has 23 exons. Lineage: Eukaryota; Metazoa; Chordata; Leptocardii; Amphioxiformes; Branchiostomatidae. Bases 118 to 3213 code for a protein of 1031 amino acids. Gene Ontology annotation, cellular component: cytoplasm. The record is from RefSeq and is a predicted model, not a curated record.
GAAUCCUUGCUUUUGCUGUAGGUGCCACAGCAGAGAGGACCCCCACCCCAAGGUCAUCCACAGAGAGGUACCCCGCCCCAAGGUCGUCCUCAAGGUCAUCCACAAGGUCACCCUGGCAUGCCAGCUGGAGUACCCAAGUCAGCUAGCAUGCCAAACUACUACCAGCAAAGACCUGCACAAGGUCCCCGUCCAGCGGGGCCAGGUCAGCCCCACCCCAUCCAGAGGUCGGGUUCUGCGGGCCCCCCUCCCGCACAUGGCCCCCCUCCCGCACACGCAGGGCGGCACCCCGGCCAGAAGAUGCACCCUUCCCAGCAUGCACCAGCCAUGUACCAAAGACAGACAUCGGGGCCUGGCUCAGGUGGCUCUCGUGCUUCCCCCGUCAUGGGAGUCCAACCUCGUGGCCGACGCUCUUUACCGCACCUGGCAGGCUCGGACGUGGAGGAUGAGGUCAUCCAGCAGCUGCGUACAGGUCAUCGCCGUGGUUACGGGUCGUCACAGACGUCAGGGACGUCCUCGCCCAUCGUGAAUGACGAUGAAGCAAGCAUGUAUUUCCCGUCCAUAAAACCGAACAGAAAGCGCAUGGCGAACAUCGAGCAGCAGAUCGCCAGCCUGGCGGGGCUGGUGCAGACCGCCCUGACUCACGGGGAGGACGGAUCACCUGUAGCCGGCGCGGUGCCAGGAACCGGUAAGGAGGAGGAGAAGGGACGCCAUCCCAGCGUCACCAGGUCCGAGAGCUCGCACUCAGGAUUCAGUGCUGAGAGCGUGAGCACGGUGUCGGGUCGCGCCUCGUCGCCGCUCCCAGACGAGCGAGUAGCGGAGAAGGCGAAGAGAAUCCACCACACGACGCAGGGGCUGAGAGAGCAGCUGAACCAACUCCGCAUCAUCCACAGACACAACGAGCAGGAGAUGAACGAGACAUUCGAAAAGGUGAAGCGAGAGAUCCAGGUCAGGCUGAGCAGGUCGCCGAGCGGCAGCAUUCACCCCGUCAGGACCCAGAGGUCAAGGGUCGACCUGGAGAUGCACAACUACCGGAAGAGAGCUGAAAUAGUGGAAAAAAAGCUAAGUGAGCUGGAGAGAUGGGUAGAGGAGGUACGUACAGACGUGGUGAACAAACGCUGCAGAGUCAGUGUGGGGGACGUGGACGCCAUGCUGAAGGCACUAGGCAGGUCUGAGAAGGACUGGAGGGAGCUACAAGACACAUGGCCAGGGCUGAAUGAGGAACUGAAGGCCGUUCUGUCGGCUGAGAUGGAGGUGGUCGUGCAGGAAGAGAGGUUUGUUAAGGAUGAGACAGAUAAGGUGGAAGGUGCACUGAAGAGAAUCAAGAAACUGACGGGGACGCUGCACACGUUACAGAGACUAGCAUCAGUACAGGAGCACCGCCCGGCGCAGGUUCCUGUGUUCGAGCAGAAGGGAGAACCUGACCAGGAGAAACUGCUGGAGGAGAUCAAGGGUCUCACACCGGACCACGAGAAGAGACUGCAGAGCAUUCAGCUGUUGGAGGAAAAACUGCAGCAGAGGCGUGUAGCCCUCCUUGCCGCGUUGUUUAAACCGGACUCGUUUCGGGCCCGGUCAAAGGUCAAACAGAUUCACCUUUCCAGUAGACGAAAGAUGGCCUCGCCCCAGCCCGCCAAGCCUCCCGAGGACACCGCGAAACCCGAGAAGGCAAAAUCCGAGAAGGCGGAACCCGAACCCAAGGAGUCGUCCGUGUCUGAAACAGACAGCUCUCCAUCCAAGGAGGAACAGAUGACACUAAGUCCGUCUUCGACGUCAGUGAGCUCGGAAACGACCUCUACCGGACAGUCCGACCUUCAGGAGUCCCCGCAGGACCAAACCAAGCUUCCUCCGCCGACCACCGAAGCCACGCUGCAGCGACAUAACCGGUUCAGGGCGCUCCAGCGUCUCAAGACCAAAUUCAUGCAGCGUCAUUUUAAGCCCGUCAAGGAGACCAGCCCCCCUCCCAGCCCUCAGCUCAGCUCUCCAGACUCCAGGAACAACAACAAGGAGUCGCCCAAGUUCGACAAGGAACUCAAGAAGGAGAUCAAGAAGCAGAAGAAACUGAACAAGAAAGCAGAGAAACAAAGGAAGGAGGAAGAGAAGGAGGAGAAGAAAAGGAAGAAGAAGCCCCCAAAACUUGAGAUGCCCCACAAGGAGCAAGAAUAUUCCCCAACGGCCGGCCCGUUUCAGCUGAAGAUUCACCACCGCACGACCCUGCCAGAGCUCGCCAACUUCGAUAAGGCUCCCUCCUCGGAGACCUCCUCUGGAACGACCACCCCCACGGGAGACAGUGGUUUGUCCGACUCUCUGCUAGAGGAGCAGCUGUUGACCCAACAUGCUGCGGAAGAAGCGAGGGAAAGACGACUUCGUCUCGGCUCACACGGGCCGGAAACCCGGAAGCUGGUGGAGGCUCUGAAGGAGGCUGAGGAGACCCUGCAGCAGGCAGUCAUCACUACUGACAGCAAGGACAAGAUUGAGGUGCUGAUACCCCAGGAGAGCCCAAAAGUGGAGAACGGAUCGCAGCACUCCCCCUCGGGCCAGGUGCUGGAGCCGGGGAAGAAGGUGCCACCCCCUCCACCCCCCAGGAAGAACUGGAUCACCUCCCCUGCCUCCCCCCCUCCCCGGUCCCCUGCACACAGCCCCCCUAUCAUCUCCUCUAAUGUACAGUACACAGGCAAGGCUACGGACCUGGAUAAAGCACAGACAAGCUACACAACCAAGACUAUCACUACAGUGUUUAGAAGUGCAACCAGCCCGACCAACAAGCCUGCCUCGACUGGGAACCACAACGACAACAACAACCUGGUCACCAACAGGAGGGAGGGGGGUGAGGGGGCUGAGAAGGACCAGAGGGUUUGGUUCUCCCCCACACCGACCACUCACACCAUCGAACGGGAGGAGGAUCUGGACCCGCAGGAGAAGAAGAGGCAGCUGCAGGAGCAGUACAACAUCCUGCAGCAGCUGCAGAGGGAGAACAUGCAGACCCGGGGCCAGCAGACCAAGACUGAUAAAACACUCACAUGGAAGCCUCCGCCGAACCUGAACAGUUACCUGAACAAGCCGGUCCCGCCUCCCCCACCUCAACAAGCAGCUCGGACAGCGUCGCUUCCCAGGUCCAACAAACCCGCGUCACCGUGGGGAACGGCCGGAUUCCGCCCGGCGCCACGCGGCUGGAGCAAAACGGAGGAGGAGACGAUCGGAGAGGAGCAGCUGCUGUGAAAACCGUCACCGAGACGAUAAAAACCGUGACAACCGACGGACAGGUCAAGUCCGAAACAAUCAUUUACUGAGGAGGCUGUGUUAGCACAACGUCUGUCUACUUACACUAGGGACAAUCAAGCUGCGGCGUCCGUGUAUCAAAGUACAUUAGGAUAUAUUAUAUAUAUAUAUAUAUGAUAUUAACCUACUCAACCAGAACAAUCAGUUCUUUGUAGAUAUUUCUGUUCUGAAGUGGGUUAAAAGUUUGCUUCUCUUAAGGAUUAUGAUACAGCAAUGAGUCAGUGUAGUUAGGAGAGCAGUAACAAGUGACCUGAAGUUCACAUUAUACACAACUGUAUUACUAUUCAAGAACAAAGUUUGACUACCACCAAAGCCACCGAACCGCAACUUCAAAAAACAGAACAAUUUCUCACUUCUAGCCUGGAAUAUAAGCUGUUGUAAGCUGGUCUGUGCUGUUUGCUUUCACUAUAAGUUAGAUGGGAAAUGCUACAGUGCAGGCUGGUACAAACAUACCUGAAGUCCAGGCUAUGAGAGAUUCCUGUAGUGUCUUGUACAUGAAGCAUCUCUGGCUGCUGUCUGGCGUAGGAGCUUUGAACAGGGGCAGUAUGGAGGUAGUUGCCUUGUACCCAUGUACAAUUUAACCCUCUUGAAGCUGGGGGAACCACUUUGGUGCAUGGAUGCACCUUUAGACGUUAAUUCCUAACAACCCUUUGGCCAAAUCAAUUUUUAGUUCCUGGUUCGUUCUUGACUUUUUGCUGGGAAGUCAUUAGGAAUAGGAACAUUAUGGGGUGGAUAUAGGUCUAAUUAUAUGUCCUGAAUUUUAUGAUUUUGCUCUUAGUGUCACCCAGUAAAAGAUCCAUUCAAUGGACUUCCUGAAGAAUCAGUGCACUAUUGUUUAGAUUGUCGCAAAAUGACGGUAGCAGGUCCAGAGAACCCUACCUUGCGUGGCCCUACAGCCAGACAGUAAUGACCAUGUGAGAUGUGAAGAUGUACAACUUCUCGCUUUGUGCCAAGUGGAUAAGAUAGAUUUCUUAGAACUUCUCUCAGCUUGACUCUACUUUAUACUGUACAGCUCUUAGUGAUAGGUAUAUAGAACCAUACAUGUGUUACCUGUAUUAUUAUUCUGUAAAAUUUGUAUCAUAGUCUCAAUAUAAUACUUAAGAAUUUGAUUUUGAUGUCAGACUGGCGGGGAACCUAAAGUGUCCUGCCAGCAGAUGUUGUGAGCUACUUAAGAUUUGUUGAAGAAUGUCUUGAGAUGUAGAAGUCACCAAGAAGACUCCUUAGUGCCAACCUACUAUGCUGUAAAGCUCUUCUAAAGUAUUUCUAGCCUUCUCAUCACUGAAGAGUAUGAUUUUGUGUGUUGUUUGUCCAUUAAAUGAUAUUAGACUUAUUUUCAAACAAGUAAGAAUUGCUGUAAUAUAAUGAACCCUGUAAUGAUACAAGUGCGCCUCCUAGCAGCUUUUGAUAGCAACGCAACUGCCUAUAGAGCAUUAGGAUUUAGUUUUAGAGAACAUUUUGUACUGUGAAGGAAAACGACAUAUCAGCUAGAAGUAUGUAACAACAGCGUAUGUACAUGUCUGUGGAGUGCAGGUAGAAGAGUGGUCGUGUGUGUCGUCUAAGAAGCGGAGAGUGUUAAGGGAGAAACCAGGCGUUAGAAGUAGAUUGAAACGGAUGGAUUAGGACGGGGGUAAAUGUUACAGGGUGGUGAGAUUUGGUCCAUUGCAGUGUGUUGGUAGGUGAAGACUUUAUACUGGAUGUGAGAAACACAAGUGUGUAUAAGCUGGAGGAUGGUGCAGUACCGUGCCAAACUGACGGGGGGCAGCCCCUACGGUUGACUAUACUAGUGAUAUACGUUACCACAGCUAUGACAAUAUAUGUAUGAUAUGCAACACAAGCAGACGUAAUCUCUACAACGUUUUCUUUAUUUCUGCCGAUUUGAUGUUGUGUGUCUCAGAAUACUUGCUGCCAGGUGUAAGGCCUUUAAGUCAUUAAUGUAAGCUGCAUUACAAAGGUAAAAGUUCUAGUUCAAGAUGUGACGAUAUCUUCCUAUUUUUACAGGCUCUUGUAUAUGUGAAACGCUUGUCAUCUGCAUGAGAACUUUAUAGCAAUGAUUGAUUUCGCUCCGUGUCAAAGCAAUAAAUAAAUUAUUUCGAAAAAUUAA